Molecule: messenger RNA, 645 nt
Organism: Fulvia fulva
Lineage: Eukaryota; Fungi; Ascomycota; Dothideomycetes; Mycosphaerellales; Mycosphaerellaceae
Exons: 2
Coding region: 1-645 (214 amino acids)
Source: RefSeq, a predicted model, not a curated record
AUGGUUGGGCUUUCCAUGGCCAGUGGACCGCCAGUACCAGAGGCCAAUUGUGCCAUAUGUGGAGCGCCUCCAUUCCCCGAAUGCCCCCAUGAAGGCCAAAGCCUGGAGAAGGCGCUCAAUCAAGCCUUUGAGAGGUGGAGUGGAUGGCAGACCAUAAGAGACUGGGUUCUGAACCAUGCCCGAAAUCAGAUCAUCUCGACGUUCCACGCUCUGCGAGCCAUGAGAAUUGAGGCGCAUCACAAUUACCUUCAGACACUGCCCUACUACACCCUGUUCCACAAAUACAGCGGCCGACCACCCCUCCAGCCGGCACAGCUCCAGCUGAUCCACUCGCAAAUACAACAAGCGAAUAACAUCCUGCAGCAAGGCAUCGACCAGGAUUGGAGAACAUCAUGCUUGAGAUACCCAGAGGUACUGGACUAUUACUUCAGUCUGGUGAGGUAUGACUAUCCUAGCGACAAGGAAGAGGUGAUACAAGAUCCACGGUUUGGUCCACCGCCGGGAAGGCCAGCACGAGUGAAGGACAGUAGGCGGGACAGCGUGGAGCCGGUUGUGAAAGAUCAUCGCAAAAGAGACAGGCGGGGAAGCAGGGGCGGUAGGACACCACCUCCGGAGGCUCCCAUGCCUUACCGUGGUUAUCGAUAG